CGACCAAAUCGAUUAUAAAGGUGCAAGCUCAUUGGUCGGCCGGCCUCGAACGCUACGCCUCAAUGAAAUUCCAUUGGCGAAUUUGAACCCUCCUCUGAUGUUUACCAUCACAGCUGAUAAAGAUUUAAAGGACACGCGGGAAUGACAAUGACAGAGCGAUAAAGACAGCAAGGUCUGAGCUGGUUGGAUGCAAACAGAGUUGGAGUCUGCCGUUUCUGCAUGUCUUUGUGUACCUUGGCCUAUUUAUUAUCGUGAUUAUUUAUUAAGAGGCUUGCGUAGCAUCUGAGUUUCACCGUUCCCUGCCAUUCCCUUUUGCCUGUCUUGACCUAUCAAUUUCACAAAAGGGACUAUGUUUGAGACCAGCCACAACGACCUGAUGCUGUUCGCUUCCCAAGAAGAUGAGGCGGCCGUGCACAACCUGCUCUGCGACGGAGAGGCGCCAACGAGCCAGGGCUUGUCACUUGCCGAGGCCUUGCUCCCCCUAGUGCAGACCUCUGCACCUCAACUCACACCACUCCUGUAUUCAACACGCUACAAGACGGAGCUAUGCAGCCGCUAUGCCGAGACGGGCGCAUGCAAAUACGCAGAGCGUUGCCAGUUCGCCCAUGGCCUACAUGACCUGCACGUCCCCUCUCGCCACCCCAAGUACAAGACGGAGCUUUGUCGCACUUUCCACACGGCCGGCUACUGCGUGUAUGGCACUCGUUGCCUCUUCGUUCACAGUCUGCAGGAGCAGAGGCCACCUUCUCGCCAUCAACGCAGGCCCGGCCAUGUCCGCACGGUGCCUUGCCGCAACUACCGAGCCUUUGGCGUCUGUCCCUUCGGCACCCAUUGCCACUUCCUGCACGUAGACGCCGGCGCCUCGGAGGCCUCAACGGACAGCGAGGAGGAGAAGAUCUGCCCCCCGCCGACUGCCUCAUCUGCCACCGCCGUCCCCCACGUACCUGCCCGCUCAGAAUGGAAACCUAGAGGCACCCUCUGUCGCACCUUCAGCGCAUUCGGCUUCUGUCUGUACGGCACCCGCUGCCGCUUCCAGCACGGCCUACCAAAAGCAUUGCAAGGCUCAAGCUUGGAUUCCUUCUCUGCACCUUCUCCAUCCUCCAGUCAACCCACCUGGCCCUCCUUCCCCACGUCAUUGACCCAGCUCCCGACGAGAGCGGUGUCCCCAGCCUCGGAUAUGCGCUCUUCGUCUCCCACGUCGUGGUCUUCCUCUUCGCCACCAUCUGCCCUGGCAUCUCCAAUCUACCCAGACGACGGCUUCCCCAUCACCCCACCGCUCUCCUGCGAGCCUUUAGUCCACAACGCCUUCACAUUCUCCAGUCAGCACCUGAACGACCUGCUGCUGCCCCUGGCCUUUCGUCUCCAGCAGUUGGAGACCAGCCAGGCCAUGGAGGCACUGGAUAAGCCGCUAGGCCUCUAGUCUAAUGAGUUGGAAAGGCCUUCGUUUUUAAGUGUUUCUCGGCAGUGGUCUUAUGGGGUGUGUAUGUUUGAGACUGGGAACUCUCAAAUUUUUAUAUAUUUAAAGUUUUAAGGAGUUCGUUUUUAAUCACUUAGAACUCCUAAGUUCUUACAUUGUACCGGAGUGCUUUUGCUCGCCUUUUUACUAAUCAUGUACAUUGAAGUGUCCUUUUAACUCUGUAAAUUUGCUCACGUACUGUCUUAUUGUUUAUGGAUUUUAUUUAAAGUGACAUAACUUAUUUUUUUUUACCCUCUAACUUCUGAGCAUAAUAAAAAAUCUUUAAUAAAAAAA
Messenger RNA from Alosa sapidissima (American shad), 1750 nucleotides. RefSeq names its product cysteine three histidine 1 (gene cth1). The record is from RefSeq and is a predicted model, not a curated record. Bases 350 to 1420 code for a protein of 356 amino acids. The transcript has 2 exons. Gene Ontology annotation, molecular function: mRNA binding; metal ion binding. Lineage: Eukaryota; Metazoa; Chordata; Actinopteri; Clupeiformes; Clupeidae.